Messenger RNA from Pelobates fuscus (common spadefoot toad), 1376 nucleotides. It is a transcript of the gene CNN3, whose product is annotated as calponin 3. NCBI's taxonomy places the organism in Eukaryota, Metazoa, Chordata, Amphibia, Anura, Pelobatidae. Bases 116 to 1111 code for a protein of 331 amino acids. Gene Ontology annotation, cellular component: focal adhesion; actin cytoskeleton. The record is from RefSeq and is a predicted model, not a curated record. The transcript is spliced from 7 exons. Gene Ontology annotation, biological process: actomyosin structure organization; actin filament organization. Gene Ontology annotation, molecular function: actin filament binding.
AUCCCCUUGUUGGGAGUUGAGACUAGAAGGUUCUGUUGGCGCCGGUUCAGUCGAUACUAAGGAGCGGAUACGGUAACUGGUCCAGCAAUACACACAGGGAACAAACCGGAGCGACAUGGCCAACUUUAACAAGGGACCGGCCUACGGGCUCUCCGCCGAGGUCAAGAACAAGAUUGCACUGAAAUAUGAUCCACAAGUAGAAGAGGAUCUGCGUCUUUGGAUCGAGGAAGUGACCGGCUUGAGUAUUGGUGAUAAUUUCCAACUUGGUUUGAGGGAUGGCAAAAUUCUGUGCAAUCUUAUAAAUAUACUCCAUCCUGGUGCAGUAAGAAAAAUAAACGAAGCAAAAUUAAACUGGCAUAAGUUGGAGAAUAUUGGAAAUUUUAUUAAGGCUAUACAGGAAUAUGGAAUGAAGCCUCAUGAUAUCUUUGAAGCUAAUGAUCUCUUUGAGAAUGGAAACAUGACCCAAGUACAGACUUCUCUGGCGGCUCUAGCUGGUCUGGCAAAAACAAAAGGAUUUCACACUACAGUAGAUAUUGGUGUAAAGUACGCUGAAAAGCAGAAGAGACAAUUUGAUGACAAUAAACUAAAAGCAGGACAGAGUGUAAUCGGCUUACAGAUGGGAACCAACAAAUGUGCAAGUCAAGCUGGGAUGACUGCCUAUGGAACCAGGCGACAUCUGUAUGACCCAAAGAUGCAAACAGACAAGCCUUAUGAUCAGACAACAAUAAGUUUACAGAUGGGCACAAACAAAGGUGCUAGUCAGGCUGGUAUGCCUGCCCCGGGAACAAGAAGAGACAUCUAUGAUCAGAAAGGAAUCUUACAGCCAAUUGACAAUUCUACAAUUUCAUUACAAAUGGGAACCAAUAAAGUGGCCUCUCAAAAAGGCAUGAGCGUGUAUGGUCUUGGGCGACAAGUAUACGAUCCCAAAUACUGUGCUGCCCCAACAGAGCCCAUCAUACACAAUGGAAGCCAAGGGACUGGAACAAAUGGAUCUGAAAUCAGUGACAGCGACUACCAAGCAGAAUAUCCCGAUGAGUACCAGGGAGAGUAUCCUGAAGAGUAUCCCAGAGAUUACCACGGGCAGUACAGCGAUCAGGGCAUAGAUUAUUAGAUGUAUACAAUGUACUCUGUAUUCGUUUAUUUUAUUCCAUGGAGACCAAGCUAGCCUUGUGUAAUUUUACCAGUCUUCCUAAUACACUCUGCUUUAAUAUGGAAACAAAUUAUUGCCUUACAUUCCUUUAUUUUUUUUAUUUCUGCCUUCUAUCCCUAGUUGCCUUCUAGUGCUGAGACUGAUUUUAUUUUCUACAGCAUUACGAAUAAUUGCAUAUGAAGUAAAAGGAAUACUGUGAAUAAUGAAGGGAACAUUUGUUCAGUUA